Opisthocomus hoazin is the source of this 531-nucleotide messenger RNA. The record is from RefSeq and is a predicted model, not a curated record. NCBI's taxonomy places the organism in Eukaryota, Metazoa, Chordata, Aves, Opisthocomiformes, Opisthocomidae.
AUGCUGUUCUCCCUGCGGGAGCUGGUGCAGUGGUUGGGCUUCGCCACCUUCGAGAUCUUCCUGCACGGGCUGGCCCUGCUGGCGUUCUCCGUCCUGCUGGUCCUGAAGGUGGACGGCGAGGCCUCGGCGCUCUCCUGGUGGGUCGUCUUCGUGCCCUUCUUCGCCGCCGACGGCCUCAGCACCUACUUCACCGCCAUCGUCUCGGUGCGGCUCUUCCAGGACGGCGAGAAGCGCCUGGCCGGUAUUGGAUACUGGAAAGAUUUCAGGGUAUUGGAUACUGGAAAUACCACUCUCAUCUCCUAUGACCUUGUAGAGGCUCAUGAUGGAAAUAUUAAGACUGGUGAAAGCAAAGAGAGAACAGAAAUAAAUGAUACAGAAGGCAAGUCCAAAGUCCAAGCUGGGCUUGCUGCCGGCGGCGGAGGAGCCCAGAGCCACAGCAAGGACUCGCCAGCCAGCUCGGAGAGAUCCCACCUGGGCACACACGUCCGGGUGCUGCUGGGCGUGCGGCUCGGGGCGUGCCAGCAGUGGUGA